Styela clava is the source of this 2163-nucleotide messenger RNA. Lineage: Eukaryota; Metazoa; Chordata; Ascidiacea; Stolidobranchia; Styelidae. The record is from RefSeq and is a predicted model, not a curated record.
AUGAAGGUCGUUUUGAUAUUACUGGUAAUAUUGCAUGCCACGUCAUACGCAACUACUAACGCUCUGGUAUGUAACGAGGGUUUCAACGUAUCAUUGGGAGGAAUUCCACUUUAUCACUGGUCUGAACGAAACUGUACGAGUUUUAGCAAAUGCUUUGGACAAGUUUUAAUAACCAGGAUUUCCGCACUUGGAAAUGUGGAGUUGAGAUAUGGCGCGUGUAUUACAAGUUCUUAUGCCAACCUGCUGAAUUGUGAAGAUAUGUUUGGACCAGAAAGUACCGUUGACCCUUCUCAGCUAUUAAAUUUGGUUCCAGAUAUUGAGAAACGCCUCAAUGAUUUAUAUCUGGAUUUUGUAUAUGGAAGGAUGAAUGAAAUCACGAAAUUAUUGUCAAGAGGGGAGAAUAUAGAUGAAUUUGUAUCAGGUUUUGUCAAGUUCAUGGAACACAUCGGUUUCAACAUGAUAAAGUUUAAACCUUUACAAUCAUCUUUGAGCAAAUUGAUCACUACGCUUUUCAAUGCGUCGGAUUGGGUAACGACUAAUUCAACAGUAUAUGAAUUUUUCAUUGAAUUAGGCGAUCUUGACACAGACAACGCGAGAUUCUCACGUCACAUUUUCAAGUUUAUGGAGAAUUUUUUCCCUAAAGAAUACUACAUAUCGAUUAAAACAGAUAUUAUCGUAAAAAAUUCCGUCGAGAAAGUUCCGGGACUAUUAGAAUCAAUGUUCCCGAUCAACUCAAAUUUAUCAUUAUGGUAUUAUGUGAUUUUCGAUGUUUUAGGAAACAUUAAUACCACCCAGCCAAAGAAAAGUGUAGCAGAUUCCAUAUCGAUCAUAAGAUCAGCGUACAAUAUUCCCGAGGAAGUGUCAAAGGUCAUAGAUCCAGUAUUAAACGCUUUACCAGAUUUAUUUCAUCAAUUGUCUUAUCCAAAUUCCACUUCUCUCAUCACUUGGUAUCUUGACUUGUUGGAAGCCUACACUCAAAGGAAUAAUGCGACCGAAGCUCUGGGGGUAGCACUUACACAUUUCAUCAGCAAAGCCGCUCAUUGGACAAUACCGUAUGAAUUCAAAACUACAUUAGAGUGGAUGCCAGGUUUUUUCUAUAAAUAUGUUCCAUCGGAUAAAUUGCUUCUAGAAAAGACGUAUCGCAAAAUAGAAAACGGGCUCAAAUCAUUCAACUUCAGUAAUCUGGAUGACACAGCUAAACCUACAAAAUUGAGUAACUUUGUUCUGAGCUUUGCACGAGUAAUAGGGAAUGGCUUCUUUAAUACAUCAAGAGAACGUGCAUAUGUUAUUAACUUAUCAGCAAUGUUUUAUGACCUAUUUUCUAAUUAUACGACUCAGUUAGAUGAUUUCUUUCAAAUUCUCACUGAUGGAUUUCAGCAUUUUCCGAAUUUUGAUGCCGGGAAAAUUAUUUCAAACUUAACUAUCGCAAUGGGUGGACAAAUUCCUCAAGAAGUUCAGCCAUUUCUGGAUAAUCUACAAUUUGUCAUGAAUAAGACUUUCUUUGAAAAAUUUAUCAAUGCAACAUAUAUGGUCAAAUCCUACAGCACGUUCAUCGUAGCAUACAAAAAAUACUUUUCUGGUUCCGAAUUUCCUGCUAUUUUUCAACAGCUUAUUGACAGUCUGGUGAAUAUGUUUUUGCCAACUCAUGCUUGGACUUUUCGAGAACACCAAAAAAUUCUUACUUUGAGGUCGUUAUACCUUAUUAUAGAUGUAGAUUUUGCGAUGUUUAGAAUUUACAACAUUAGCACUUCGAUUUCUAAAACCCCAUUUCCUAGUUCACAGGACCAUGGAUUGUACAUGCGUUUAAUGUCGGUAAUGGACCCGAAUGACGUUAAGCAACUUGCCAAAGAAAUCGUUGAAUGGAGUUUCAAUUUUAGUUCAACAUCACCUAGUCACACUUCAUUUGCCGAUGCAACGCGCUCCUCUAUCAGUGUUAUAACAUCGAAAUUUACCAAAACCAUCAUUCGAGAUCUUCGGAGUAUAUUUUCUCCCGAUAUUUGUAAAUUUGGAUUUUGUAACUCCGAUUUGUGUAACACUCACACAUACAUUGAGAAUCAAAAUGAGUUUAUCAAACCCACGCAGCCAACUACAACAACAAGUUUACAAUCUACAACAGCACUCGUCACAAAAAGUAAGAAGAGUCACGUUCUAUUUGACAGUUGA